CCGAGGGUGGGCUAAGUGUAUGGCUAUUCCCUCUCUGCCUUAUUAGACAGAUCGAUCAAAAUAGAUCAAGCUCAUUUUCAUUCAAGGAUCGAUCGAUCACGAAGAUAAGUUCUUCGCAAAAGUAUAGAUAGAUAGCUUCUCUUUGUUUGCCUUUUCCUCUCCCAGCUCUUGUUCUUUCCUUCUUGAUCUAAACGUACCUGCUGAUCGAUCGAUCGAUCUUUCAUAUAGGUAGGUAGAUAUAGCUAGCAUCCUUGUUGUUUUUAAUCCCAAGGAUCUAGUUAUUAAUCACCUCCUGUGAGUUCUAUGCAAAAACUGAUACAUACAAGUUCGAUAUAGUUUCGAGCUUUGAUCGUUCCUUGCUUUUUUUUUUCCCUUUACCUUCUCUCUUCGGAAAUUCCAUCAAGACUCGAUAUUUCCUUUUAAGGGAAAACGCCUACAUAGAUCGACCUGAAUUAUUGCGAUUCACUUUCUCCUCCGAUCAUGGACAACGUUCUUCUGGAUCGUCGGUGCUCCGGGAGCUUCGAGCUCCCGAGGAGGCCGGUUGGAUUCCGGCCGGGGCACCUCGGCGGCGCGACGCCGGCGGUGGCACGCAGCACCUACAGCCAGCAAUACAAAAGCAUGGACAAAGGUGGCGCGUGGAUCAGCCAUGCACCCGCGCUCCCCUACGCGAGGCCUCCGAUAUACUCGUCGCCGUCGCUGCCUCUCCUGCCGUCCAACCAACCGCCUCUCCUGCCGCUCCCACCCACCGCCACCAAGUACGCCACUUUCCCAUACCCGCCUCCGCAGCAGCCGCUGCCGCGCACCGGCAGGGCUGCGGCGGCGGCGGUUCCGUCGACGCGCCAGAAGGACAGGAGGAGGAAGCCGUCCAGGCCGCCGCCGUCGACGGAGACGACGAAGGCACGUAAGAAGAAGCCGCUGGAGCGGGCAACGCCGCUGCCGCCUGCGCCGGCGGUGACAGAGGCCCUGGACGACCUCGAGCAGGAGGUGGCCCGCAACUUCGUCCAGGACCUGCUGCACGUGCUCGCGCCGCCGCCCAGCAGCCUGCCGCUGCCCAGGUUCUCCCUCGUCGUGAAAGCAUCGUCGUCGCCGUCCCCGGCCACCAACAAGAAGAGGGUGCCACCACCGCCCGCCCCGUCCUGCAACGCCGAGGCAGCCGCCGCCGACAGCCUCCGCCGCCUCCUCCGCCUCUAGAACCGGCUGCUUUCUCCGGUCUGUCCUUCGAUCCUAUGACUUGUCUAAUUAAUAUCUAUUAUUAUUUCCCUCCAAAAUUAUUUGUUUGGCCGGGAAAAAUACGUACCGAAAGUAGGAGAAAAAAAAUUGCAAGAUAGAAAGAAAAGUUGUGAUGCUCGAGCCAUGGUCGGUCGAGUUGUCCGGUUGCUUGACCGCGAUGUUGGCGUUUUGGAUGGAUGCUAGCUCUGCAGUCGUCAAUGGUGAGUCAGGUCGAUGAAGCUAGCUAGACGACGAUGUUACCUAAGCUUAAUUUGUGUGAGUGAUCGAUAUGUGUGUGUGUGUGUGUGAUAUAUGCCAGCUACGUAGAUAUCUAGGGUUUUACGUCGCGUACCUCUCUACCUACGUACGCACGCAGUGUCGCUGUUCUUGAUGAGGUGAUGAGUUUUUGGAUUAUUACCUUAUCAAGAGAUUUACUGCGUACUUGUCUGAGUCUACUGUCUACGUAUGGUGAUGUAUACAAGUGACAUUAUUGAUGUUUGGUCUAGUUUAUUAAUCAUAUAAACGUGCGUACGAGCUUAAAAAAUUUGGAAUAUAUUGUGUUCUUGGAUC
This is a messenger RNA of Oryza brachyantha (malo sina), 1779 nucleotides long. Its product is annotated as formin-like protein 14. The coding region runs from base 481 to 1191 and encodes 236 amino acids. The record is from RefSeq and is a predicted model, not a curated record. The transcript has a single exon. Lineage: Eukaryota; Viridiplantae; Streptophyta; Magnoliopsida; Poales; Poaceae.